Molecule: messenger RNA, 960 nt
Organism: Metarhizium robertsii ARSEF 23
Lineage: Eukaryota; Fungi; Ascomycota; Sordariomycetes; Hypocreales; Clavicipitaceae
Product: Fungal transcriptional regulatory protein
Exons: 1
Coding region: 1-960 (319 amino acids)
Source: RefSeq, a predicted model, not a curated record
AUGGCCGGUCCACAUUCGUGUUCAUCGUUGGGAGGUUUAGAUGUUGGAUUUGCGAGUAUACCGCCUGCUUUGCUGUCCGCACGUGUUUCGCCGUUUGGAAAAUCAUCAUACAAGAAGCCUGACCUCCGAUUGAAGAAACGGGCAAGUAAAUCACCGGUUUGCUUUACCGAUGAAUAUACUGGGCCGUGUUUACUACUAUCGCUGCCUGUGGAGAUCCGGCUCCAAAUAUACGACUGGGUAUAUAAAGCAAGCCCGGUGCACAAGAACUUACCUCUCACGGGAUAUCCCCUCCCUGUGCGACAGCCACGGUCUACAAUCUUGAUUGAAGACAAAGAGAAUCUAUUACAAGAGGGUCGCGAAAUCUGCGUUUCCACUCUUCUCCGCCAAGACCGGCUCUAUAACUGCCUCCCGAGUAAUCUCCUCGUGCUAAAUCGACACAUAUACGCAGAAGCAAGGGAGAUUCCAUUCUACAGCAACGAGUUUGUUUUUGAGAAUUGGUUUUCGUCCGGGCUAGUUGCAGCGGCAUCAUUGUUGACUGACGUGUUCGAACCCUGGCAAGCCGGAGCCAUGCGAUUUGCAAGAAUCGAAAUAAAGUUAAAAGAUUUUCAUGACGACAGCGGCUUCGAGAGAUGGAGAAUACUGAGUGCGAAUUGGGCGAGCUAUUUUCGUGGUCUGCGAGUAUUGAUUCACGUCUCGAAUGAUGCCUUGUUUGAGAAAAGCCGCUUGCCGGACGCCCUUGAUGGGAUCGCUGAGCGAUGGGUGGUCGAUGGGUGCUUGGCUCAAAUGAAAGCCUUGGAAAAGCUUGAAGUUGAGCUGGUGACACCGUCUUCAUGUCCUGAUAGAGAUAAGUUGGAUUGGUGUAGAGAGCUUCAGGCAGCUUUGAGGAUACAUGGCUCAAGAGCCGUCGUGGCUAGUGUCAAAUGCGAUGUUAACUCUCUCAAAGAUAACAAGACGGGAUGA